Messenger RNA from Nestor notabilis (Kea), 1124 nucleotides. RefSeq names its product low density lipoprotein receptor-related protein associated protein 1 (gene LRPAP1). The transcript has 7 exons. Gene Ontology annotation, biological process: negative regulation of receptor internalization; negative regulation of very-low-density lipoprotein particle clearance. Gene Ontology annotation, cellular component: endomembrane system; endoplasmic reticulum-Golgi intermediate compartment; rough endoplasmic reticulum lumen. The record is from RefSeq and is a predicted model, not a curated record. NCBI's taxonomy places the organism in Eukaryota, Metazoa, Chordata, Aves, Psittaciformes, Psittacidae. Gene Ontology annotation, molecular function: low-density lipoprotein particle receptor binding; heparin binding; receptor antagonist activity. The annotation marks the transcript as partial.
CUUCAGCUCUCUGCUGUGAAACUGGCAGAGCUGCAUAGUGACCUAAAAAUACAAGAAAAGGAUGAGCUAAGCUGGAAAAAACUGAAGGCUGAAGGGCUAGACGAAGAUGGAGAGAAAGAAGCCAAACUUAGACGCAACUUAAAUGUCAUUAUGACUAAAUAUGGAAUGAAUGGAAAGAAGGACUCUCAACUAGUUGAUACCAACUACAUUAAAGAUGGUACAGAAAGUGAUACACUAGAUGAUCCAAGACUGGAAAAAUUAUGGAGCAAGGCCAAGUCCUCUGGGAAGUUCUCUGAUGAAGAGCUGGAUAAGCUUUGGCGAGAAUUUAAGCAUCACAAAGAAAAGAUCCAUGAAUACAAUAUUCUGCUGGAGACCGUGAGCAGAACAGAAGAUAUCCACAAAAACGUUAUCAACCCUGAAGAGAACCUGGUAAAAGAGGAAAUUUUGCACAACAAACACAGAGAACUCAAAGACAAGCUAAGAAGCAUCAAUCAGGGGUUUGAGCGUUUGCGUAAAGUCAGUCACCAAGGAUAUGACGCAACCAGUGAAUUUGAAGAACCAAGAGUGAUUGAUUUGUGGGACAUGGCUAAAUCGGCCAAUUUCACGGAGAAAGAACUUGAAUCUUUUCGGGAGGAGCUGAAACACUUCGAAGCAAAAAUUGAAAAACACCAUCAUUAUCAGAAACAAUUAGAGAUUUCACACCAGAAACUGAAGCACAUAGAGGGAACUGGAGAUAAGGAUCAUCUGAACAGAAACAAAGAGAAAUACGCCAUGCUGGAAGAAAAGACAAAAGAACUAGGAUAUAAGGUAAAGAAGCACUUGCAAGACUUAUCCAGCAGAAUUUCUCAAGGUCUUCAGCACAACGAAUUGUAAAAACUUGUUCUCCUUCAUGGGAUAAAUCUAUUAACACAAACGAGAUAAUGUGUUUUUUUGAACAGGAUUUAUCAAGAAGUCCAUCUGAAAUAGUAAGGAUUGAACAGAGUUGUCCUGUAAGAAAUUUUGGUUGUGGUCCACUUAAUUGCUAGUUUUCUAUUUGCACUAUCAAAUGAUUAGAUUAUAAAUUUAAGGUGCACAUCUUGGAUCAUAUAUAUCUUAGGUCUGAAUCAAGUAACAGCCUUUGAAAU